Messenger RNA from Gymnodraco acuticeps, 1673 nucleotides. RefSeq names its product SH3 and cysteine-rich domain-containing protein-like. The transcript has 7 exons. Gene Ontology annotation, cellular component: extrinsic component of cytoplasmic side of plasma membrane. NCBI's taxonomy places the organism in Eukaryota, Metazoa, Chordata, Actinopteri, Perciformes, Bathydraconidae. Gene Ontology annotation, molecular function: transmembrane transporter binding. Gene Ontology annotation, biological process: positive regulation of voltage-gated calcium channel activity; skeletal muscle contraction; positive regulation of protein localization to plasma membrane. The record is from RefSeq and is a predicted model, not a curated record. The coding region runs from base 262 to 555 and encodes 97 amino acids.
GUCUGGAUACGUGCCUCCACCAAUGACUUGGAUAAUGUUCCAGAGGAAGUGGUGGCUCACAGCAGCAGGCAGGAGCUGUCGAGAAAACACAGCGAUGAUGUUUUCACAGUAAUCGAGAACGGAAAUGAGCAUUACCUCCAGCCAGAGAGAAGUCCUGACGACUUGCCGUUGGAGCAGAUCCACCUACAACAAGAUGUCCUUAAGCUCAACACCUAUGUGGCCUUGUUCAGCUUUACUCCCCAAGACAGCCAUGACCUGGAGAUGAGCGCAGGAGACAGAAUCUUAGUGGCUGACGACUCGAAUGAUGACUGGUGGAAGGGGGUUUUUGAGGACAGGAUCGGUUACUUCCCGGCGGCCUAUGUUCAUCAGGCUGGGAUUGAGGACCAAGUGUUCAGGUGUAACAGGACAUUCAUCGGCUGUAAGGAACAAGGACAGAUCACCUUAAAGGAGGGACAGAUCUGUGUGAGCAGUGAGGGCGAACACAGCGGCUUCAUCAGAGUGGCGAGUGGAAAGAAGAGAGGCUUCGUGCCCUGCGAUGUUCUGGAAAUCAUAUGAGACAAGCACUCAGAGACAGAAAGAGAGAGACUGAGACAACCAAGAGGAGGAGGAAACUAAAACUGCAAAAUGGCUCAGAGAAACCAGGGAGAGACUUUGCCUCGUCAGAAGUGUUGAUGUUAAAGUGAUACUGGUUUUGUGAAUGAAGACUCUGCUUUGUUGUGGGUCCGAGUCUCCGUACCUUCUUCCCUCUAACACAGGGCUAAAUGCUAAAGUAGACAUUAUAGUGUGUUUGCUAAACAGAAGCCCUCUGUUUAACUGGAUUUGAUUGAAUUUAUAAAGCUGAUCUAAGUGUUUCUGUUCCCCUUAGUUUGAUUUAGCCACAAACUGUUUGUUUUUAAAAAUGGAAACUCUCGUCUGGCUGUUUAAACUAAAGAAAAGGAAACAAACACAAAGCACAUCCAAUGCCAUUCCUCUUACAAAUAGUUUAGUUUCUCAUGCUUUGACAUCAUGUUGCCGGCAAAAGUGUAGCUUUUAAUCCAAGGAUUUGAAGUUUGGAAUAAAUGGGUGAUUAUUUUGGAUGACAAAAUGCCAGAUCUCAGAAGGCAAUGGAAAAUUGUAUCACAGUAAACCUACUUUCUAGUUAGAACAUUUUUUUAAACUUGCCAUAACUUCCAAACUACAGUGACAGUCCUAAAGUAGAAGGUGAUUCACAACAAAGAGAUUUGAGGGAGUAUUUUCAGAGGAAUUUUUCACAAUCAAAGACUUCAGAAAUGCUCAGUGGUCUUUUCAAAAUAUCGCCCUCAUAUUCCCCAGAUUUCAAAUCUGACUCAUUGCAUUUCCUGAAUUACUCAAUGGUGACGGUAAUAUGCAUUUUUCUUUAUCGUUAAAAUCAGAACCCUUAUUUAAAAUCUGUGUUCCACUAGAAAACAAACUUGUUAUUUACGAAUGUUUACCUUUUAAAUUGUUUCCAUGCUUUGGGAUCCAUUUGACUGAUCUUUUAAGGUUUGUCUUUAAUUAAAUUAUUUCUCUUUUUGGUGAUUCUGAGAGGUUUUACAUCAUAGUAGAUAUAGUAUAUCUCUUAAAGGUUGUUCUGCACUAAAACGUGGCUUUAUUGAAUGUCCUGUAAAUACUGUACAUACAAAAUAAAAAAAUAUUCUUUAUCACAACAAACCUGA